Prosopis cineraria is the source of this 2510-nucleotide messenger RNA. RefSeq names its product ATP-dependent DNA helicase 2 subunit KU80. Gene Ontology annotation, biological process: telomere maintenance; double-strand break repair via nonhomologous end joining; DNA recombination. Gene Ontology annotation, molecular function: telomeric repeat DNA binding; double-stranded DNA binding; damaged DNA binding. Gene Ontology annotation, cellular component: nucleus; Ku70:Ku80 complex. Bases 118 to 2142 code for a protein of 674 amino acids. The record is from RefSeq and is a predicted model, not a curated record. Lineage: Eukaryota; Viridiplantae; Streptophyta; Magnoliopsida; Fabales; Fabaceae. The transcript is spliced from 12 exons.
AUUUGGAAGGAAAGCGGGAAGAGAAUUAAGCAGCUCCUGGUCAAACAACACAUUUCAAUUUUCCACUAGAAACCAGCUUCCUCUGCAAGCUCUCUUCACUAUUCGCUUCUCCCUGCAAUGGCUCGAAACAAGGAAUCGUUGCUUUUGCUGCUUGAUGUUGGUCCUUCAAUGCACAGUGUUCUUCCUGAGAUUGAGAAAGCCUGUUCCAUGCUUAUUGUAAAAAAAUUGAUACAUAGCAAAUAUGAUGAAGCUGGAAUUGUCUUAUUUGGAACAAAAGAAACUGACAAUGAAUUGACAGCGGAAGUUGGUGGGUAUGAACAUGUCAUGGUUUUAAAAAAUAUCAAGGUUGUUGAUGGAGAUAUUGUUGACGCAUUACAGCAACUGCCUAGGGGACCUGCUAGUGGUGAUUUUCUUGAUGCUAUAAUUGUUGGGAUGGAUAUGCUUAUAAAGAAAUUUGGAGACACUAACAAGGGAAAGAAACGUCUUUGUCUUAUUACUAAUGCACAUUGUCCGAUAAAAGAUCCAUUUGAAGGAAAAAAGGAAGAUCAGGUUUCCACAAUUGCUAAACAGAUGACAACUUAUGGCAUGAGAAUGGAAAGUAUUAUUGUGAGAGGAAAGCAUAGUCAUGCUGUAAAUAAGAGAAUAAUGGAUGAGAAUGAUAGUUUGUUAAGUAUUUUUUCAAAGGAAACAGAUGCCAGGAUGCUGUAUGUGGAGGAUUCAAUCUCACUGUUUGGUGCUCUUAGAGCUCGAAAUAUAUCUCUCGUUACAAUUUUCAGAGGCGAUCUUGAAGUUAGCCCUAAAUUGAGGAUUAAGGUAUGGGUGUACAAGAAAACAGCUGAAGAGAAGUUUCCAGCCCUGAAGAAAUAUUCUGACAAGGCACCUACAACGGAUAUAACUGCUACACAUGAAGUCAAGGUAGAUUUCGAAUACAAAAAUAUUGAAGAUUCUAAAAAUGUUGUUCCACCAGAUCAAAGAAUCAAAGGUUAUAGUUACGGGCCUCAAAUAGUUCCUAUAUCCUCUGCUGAAUGGGAAGCUGUUAAGUUUAAACCAGAAAAGGGUGUUAAGCUUCUAGGAUUUACUGAUUAUUCAAACAUAUUCAGACAUCAUUACAUGAAAGAUGUUUUCAUUUUCAUAGCUGAACCAGAAAAUAUAAAGGCUACUCUCGCAGUUUCAGCACUAGCAAGGGCCAUGAAGGAAAUGAAUAAGGUAGCAAUAUUACGCUGUGUUUGGAGACAAGGACAGGGGAAUCUCUCCAUUGGGGUCUUGACGCCCAAUAUAUCUGACAGAGAAGAUAUUAUGGAUUCCUUUUACUUAAAUGUGCUUCCUUUUGCUGAGGAUGUGCGAGAGUUUCAAUUCCCAUCUUUCAGUAAUUUACCAGCAUAUUUGCAGCCAAAUCAACAGCAGCUAGAGGCAACUGAUAACUUAGUAAAGAUGCUUGACCUUGCUCCGGAUGGGAAAGAGGAAGUUUUGCGUCCUGAAUUUACGCCAAAUCCAAUCCUGGAGCGCUUGUAUCAUCACUUUGAUCUGAAAUCAAGGCAUCCAGAUGCUGCUGUACCCCCUCUUGAUGACAAUCUCAAGAAAAUAACAGUACCUGAUGCAGACCUGUUACUGGAAAACAAAUCUCUGAUAGAUUCAUUUCGUACGUCUUUUGAGCUCAAGGAAAAUCCCAAGCGAAAAAAAUCAAGAAAAUUACUUCAGGAAAAAGGAUCUCAUUAUAGUGAAGAUGAUAAAACAGAGAUUACUGCUCAUCCUGUCAAUGCCAUUGAACCUGCUUCUAAUGUUAAAGUUGAGAAAAUUGGAGAUAUUACUCCAGUCAAAGAUUUUGAAGCCAUGUUAUCUCGUAGAGAUGGUCCAGAUUGGGUCGAUAAAGCAAUUAAGGGUAUGAGUAAUAAAAUAUUUGAUCUGGUAGAGGAUUCCCAUGAAGGUGAUAACUAUGCUAAAGCACUGGAAUAUUUAAUAAGUCUUCGCAAGGGCUGCGUCCUUGUGCAGGAACCUGAACUGUUCAACAAAUUUCUCCGGCAUCUUUGCAAUUUCUGUCGGGAGAAAGAUCUCAGGAGUUUCUGUGACUAUCUGGCUUCUGCAGGACUCACCUUGAUCUCCAAAGCAGAAGCUGUAGACAGUACUGUACAGCGAAGUUACUGAUGAUGAGGCUAGAAGCUUCUUGGUUAAGUCUGAACGAGAAGUCUUUUGAGGUUAAGCAUUCCACUUUAUGUGCCGGAAUAUCUGAUCCUUGUCAAUACUUGAGCACGUUUUGUUGGGAAAUAGAAUGUGAUAAGCUAUGGAGAACUAAGUUAAUCAAUUAGGAGGUGUGUAUAAUCCCUCUCACAAUGUCUUAGCGGAAAAAAUAAUUUUAUCCUAGUGUUGUAUAAAUGUUGAACAUUGGUACAAUGAACCUAAACACUAUAAUGAGUUUAGACUGCAUUUUGUACCAUAUUCCAAUUGGAUGUUUUGUUGAUAUAAUAAUGUAAAUGGAUGCCCUGGAUGUACAAGUCAUUGUUUUCAUGCUUGCA